UUGCGUUUGAUUCAUCGGUUUAAACUGAGGUCAGUCCGUCUGGAAACAACAAGACUGAUCUAAUGGAUCGUAUUCAUAGAGAGAAACGCGACGUUUGAACAGUAUUCCUGAGAGUUUAAAGUCCAUAUUUCCAUUGAAGACGUGUUUUAAUCGGGGCUCCAGCAAAAUGAGACUUCGCUCGAGAAAUAUUUUAAACGAAAACCCAACGACACCGUGCCGCCGCCGUCGAGCCGCUCCGGAGACACCAGUACCGGAGAACCAGGAUGAAGUUAAAGAUGUUCAGGACCACUCGAAUCCGGACCCUGAUGAUGUCCCAACAGUAGCCAAACGUCCACGAAGGAGGAGAAAAGCUUUAUCAGCUGUGGACAAUAAAGAGUCAGAUUUCAAGACCCCAGUCCGUCUCCUCCGGGAAAGGCAUUCGUCAUUGAAUCCUGCUGCUCGAAGCCUCUACUCACCUUCAGUGCACUUUCUCACACCCCCACGAGACCGAGAGCAGGCAAACACGAGUCCCAUGUUCAGCCCUGAACACUGUGUGUUCGGUUACAGUGCUGCCAGCCCUCUUUCAGAGGACGAAGAGAAUGAAGAAGUGUUCAGCCCUUUUACGUUUAUUAAGAACAUUCCAAAUCGUUCACAACAGUCCAGGCUGGUCUCAGCUGUGCGGGACAUUCCCCCAAAGACGAGGAGCACCCCUGCUGCUACCCUGGUGCUCGAUUUGGAUGAAACCCUCGUGUUCAGUUCUCUCAAUGUGAUUCAUGAUGCAGAAUACACCUUCAACACCCACUUUCAAGAUCACAAGUACAAGGUUUACGUGGUCCUCAGACCAUAUGUCAAAGAGUUUCUACAAGCCAUGACCAAACAUUUCGAGAUGUUUGUUUACACCUCUGCAAAAAAGGAAUACGCAGAGAAGAUUGUAGAUAUAUUGGACCCUAAUAAAAAGCUCUUUAGGCAUCGUUUGUAUCAGGACGAUUGUGCCUGUGUGCUUGGACACUACAUUAAAGACUUGACCAUCCUGGAGCGAGACCUGUCGAAGACUGUCAUCCUGGACAACGCCCCACACACCUUCCCAUACCACCUGAUGAAUAUGAUUCCCAUAAAAAGCUGGAUUGGAAAUCAAGAGGACCGUGAGCUGCAAAAGCUCAUUCCGUACAUGGAGAAACUAGUGCAUGCGGAUGACAUCAGAAGUGUUUUAAAGAAGAGGACCGAUCACUUCCACAGGCUGCUCUCUGAAGACUAAUCCCUGUAUUAAAUGUAAAUAAAUGUAAAGCCAUGCUUGUAAAUG
Messenger RNA from Carassius carassius (crucian carp), 1279 nucleotides. RefSeq names its product CTD small phosphatase-like protein 2. Lineage: Eukaryota; Metazoa; Chordata; Actinopteri; Cypriniformes; Cyprinidae. Gene Ontology annotation, molecular function: phosphoprotein phosphatase activity. The transcript is spliced from 11 exons. The record is from RefSeq and is a predicted model, not a curated record. The coding region runs from base 167 to 1234 and encodes 355 amino acids.